CCAGUGACGACAGCAGCAGUCCACCCCUUACCCACACUGCCCCUUUCCCCGGCCGGUCCUCCUAGUCUUCCCCGGUCCAAAUAUCGUCUCUCCGCGUCGUUAAAACGCGCCCGGACCUCAGUGCGCGAGCUCUUGGACUAUUCGCUUUAUCGAGGACGUUUGCACGACCGCGCUCGGAGCCGUUUCGACAAAACCCCGUGGGUCGUUACGAGCGUCCUCGCCCGUUGUUCGCCGUCGCCGCCCCUCGCCGACUUCGUUGUGGCCCGUCGCUGCAUGUGGUUGAGCCGGCCCGUUCAGCCCGGCAUCGUCCCCAUCGGCCUGGCCGAAGCACGCCAACCAGAGCUGGGCGGCGGGCGUGUGGAUGCGGCGCCUUCCCCGCUGUCGCGGCGCGCUCGACCCCGCCGACGACCGAAGAGGUAGCUGCCCGGACCAGCUGCCGCCGACCUGGCAGUUGAACCUUGGGGUCGCCGAGCCUCGGCUCCUUCCUGGACACGUCCCCGGGCAGUCAUCUCUUCUCCAGUAAACGCGUCAUCGAACUGGGCGGACAGACCUUCUCGAUUAUAUAUCAAGCCGUGAGCCCGGUGACGCUGGCCCCGUGGACUGGUGCGGCCGGGUGUCCCAUGCCAGCGGCUCGGCUGGCGCUGUCAUCCCGCUGAGCGGCGACGAAGACGAAGAGCACGGCCUGCAGGGGGAGCGGCGCUGAGCGGCGGUCAUGCCGGCUGCCGACCGCGGCAGCAUCGCCGCCGUGCCGCCGGGCUUCUGGACGCGGCCACGAGUGAUCAAGGCGGACGAGAUCGCACGGAAGGCAGCCGACGAGAUGCUCAGCCUGGCAGCGAGCCACUGCCGCGUGGGCUUCAUGGACAGGCCGAGCUUGCGGCCGAGCAAGGAGAGCGACAACGGCGUGGCCAUCAUCGAGCUUCCCCCGGCGGUGAUGUCCGCGCAAAGCGACCUUCCGGCGGCCGGAGACGUCGCGCUGCCGGGCAGUGGCGGCUCGAGCGAGCGACUCGACGUGAAGGACGAGGAAGAACCGGAGAAGAGCGAAAGACUGUGUGUCACGUGUGUCCAGGUCUUUCUACCUUUCCUCCUGGCUGGUAUGGGCUCCGUGGCGGCCAGCCUUCUGCUAGACCACGUCAAGGGCUGGCCCGUGUACGUGGCUUACCGGGAGCUGUUCGUGCUGGUCCCGCCCCUGCUGGGCCUCAACGGAAACCUCGAGAUGACUCUGGUGGCACGCAUGAGCACGCAGGUUAACCUUGACCGGCUCAAUACGAUAAAAAGCCAGCUUCGACAAGCAGCUGCCAACAUGGCUCUCUUACAGUGCCAGUCGACGGUGGUGGCGCUGGUGGCAUGCGGGCUGGCCCUGGCCAAAGGCUUGGCGCGUCACGGCAGCGGUAUCACCCCACUCUACGCUUGCAUGCUUUGCGCCUGCGGACUGGCCGCUGCCAAUGUGGCCAGCAUGGUGCUCGGUGCGUUCAUGACCACCGUGGUGCUGGUGGCGCGGCGGUGCGGCCUGAACCCGGACAACGUGGCGGCGCCAAUCGCCGCCUCGCUGGGCGACCUGACGACGCUCACGCUGCUCUCAACCAUCAGCUCGAGGCUGCUCAUCUGGAAAGACUCGCCCUUAAUGACUCCGGGCGUGGUGGUGCUGAGCCUUGUGCUGCUGCCCUUGUGGUUCUUCUUGGCCUUCAAGCACGAAAACACGCGCUCCGUGCUCAAGGUCGGAUGGCCGCCCAUACUGGCCGCCGUCAUGGUAUCCAGCUUCGGCGGCUACAUCCUGGACUUUUCUGUGGUCCGUUUCGAAGGCAUCGCCCUUCACCUUUCCGCUGUAAACGCCGUGGGCGGUAACCUGGCGGCCAUCUACUGCUGCCGACUGUCGACGUUCCUGAGCCGGCGCGUGGACCUGGGCGUGCUGCCGCCCGAGGACGCGUCCCGCUGUGCCAACCCGCUGGUGCUGUUCGCCGGUGCCUCCGAGGUGGGCCGUGUGGCGCGCAUCCUGCUGCUGGUGGUCAUCCCGGGCCAGCUCAUCUUCCUCACCGCCACAGACUUGCUGCGAUACGGCACGUUCAACGUGACACCCCUGUUCGGAUGUCUCUACGUACUCGUCGCACUCGUGCAGGUGGCCAUCCUGUUGUUCCUGUCCCGCUCGCUGGUCUACUGGCUGUGGUGGUGGCGCGUGGACCCGGACAACGCGGCCAUCCCCUUCAUCACGGCCGCUGGGGACUUCACCGGCACGGGGUUGCUGACCGUCGCCUUCUUUGCCCUGGAGUCCGUCGGGGACCCCGCCGUCGCCGGUUGACGGCCCGCUGGGCGGGCUGGCUGGCACCACACGUCGCUUGUACUCGGCACCCGAGACCGGCUUAGCCGCAGCGAGGCACUCAUGGCUGCACACGGCCGCAGAAGACGCUCGCCGGUCUCCCUUCCGUCCUUACAUAUGAGACAGCGAACCGCCGCUGUCGGAACGAACCCUGCGCCCUGGAGGGUCCUCCCACCGUCCUUAAGCUCAAGGCACCGAGAGAAGCUAGUCGACGUAGCUUGCCCGCCAGGGCUGCACCUGUCCACGACAUGCCGGCCCUGGGAUGGGAACGCAAGGUCACCUCACGAAAGCAGGAGCUGGGCGUCUCCGGGUUUUCAGUUCCUUUUCUUGAUGACUCCGAACAGCGCAAUAAAUAAGUGUCCACAGCA
Molecule: messenger RNA, 2679 nt
Organism: Dermacentor andersoni
Lineage: Eukaryota; Metazoa; Arthropoda; Arachnida; Ixodida; Ixodidae
Product: solute carrier family 41 member 1-like
Biological process (GO): monoatomic cation transport
Cellular component (GO): plasma membrane
Molecular function (GO): monoatomic cation transmembrane transporter activity
Source: RefSeq, a predicted model, not a curated record